Drosophila sulfurigaster albostrigata is the source of this 1099-nucleotide messenger RNA. RefSeq names its product 32 kDa beta-galactoside-binding lectin. NCBI's taxonomy places the organism in Eukaryota, Metazoa, Arthropoda, Insecta, Diptera, Drosophilidae. The record is from RefSeq and is a predicted model, not a curated record. The coding region runs from base 92 to 1057 and encodes 321 amino acids. Gene Ontology annotation, molecular function: carbohydrate binding. The transcript is spliced from 3 exons.
UUCAUUGAACGUAAAGUCGCGGUAAUGUCGAUUUGCUUUGGCAGCGCGUAGCUGAAAAUUUCCAAAAACAAAAUUUAAAAUUUGCUUAAAUAUGUUAACAGAAUACGCUGGAAAUCUAUCGCAUCCUUUGGAAUUCGGCCAUGUGGUGGAGAUUGUGGCCAAGACAAUCGAUGGAGCUGCCAGAUUCCACAUCAAUCUGUGUACGGCGAAGACAUCGCUGAAUCCCGAUGCGGAUAUUGGACUGCGCUUCUCAUGCUACUUUCGCAACGAUCUGAUUGUGCGCAAUGCGCGCAUUCAUGGCGUUUGGGGCGAGGAGGAAUCCCAGGUGAUGGAUCCUAUUAGUUUGCCCAAUCCCAUUGUCAGUGGCGAGUUCUUUAUGGUCUACUUCUUGGCUUGCGAGGAUUGCUUCCACAUCUCGAUCAACAGUCGCACAUUUUGCACAUUCCGCUAUCGUUUGCCCUUGGGCGCCAUACGCGCCUUGGAAAUAUACGAUCAAGUACAGGUGAUCAAACAGGUCGAUCAUCGCACCAUAUUCCCCAAUCCCUGGCCAGCAAUCCAAGCGUCCGACUACUUCAAAUCAUUUAGCAAUGAUCAGCCAAUACUCUUCAGUCCUGGGCAUGUGAUUGUGAUCACAGCGCGUUGUUUUGAGAAUAAGCGCGGCCAGUUCAUCAUCAAGUUCAUGGACUCGGACACGAAGCGCGAGGAGCUCCAUUUCAGCGUGCGUUUCGACGAGAAAUGCGUGGUGCGCAACAGCAUGAACAAGAACUUUGACUUCGGUCAGGAGGAGCGUCAUGGGGGUUUCCCCUUUGUCUUCAAUCAGCAAUUCAAAUUGGCCUUGGCUUUUACGGAACGCGAAGUCUUGACCGCUGUGGAUGGCUACAACUUCUUUAGCUAUGUCUGGCGGAGUCCCAAUGCCAUGAUGAAUCUGGUGGGCUUUAAGGUAACUGCGAUCAAUGGUCUCGUUGUGCAGAUCACUGGCGUCGAUCAUUUGCAGACUGGCGAUCCAAGCUGCGCUGGAUUCGAAAAGUAUUCGCGACACGACUACGAAUGUGCCUAGCUUAAGUUAUGUUAAAGUUGUGCAUAAAGAAUGAAGUCUGAA